AUGCCCUCACGAACACCCUCACCUGCUCCACGGGGUCGCUCCCGAGUUUCACGUUCACGAACACCAUAUUCUAGCGCAUCUCGUUAUUCAAGGUCGCGCAGCCGUUCUCCUCGCCGUUCGAUUUCUCCCCGUUCGAGAUCUAGAUCGGGAGGUAGAGCGAGUCGUUCUAGAAGUGUAGCUGGUACUGGUAGAAAUGGAGGUGGCAGAUACAGAAGUGAAAGUAGGGGGAGGAGUUUAAGUCCUAGAGGACGAAGCAGAACUCGAAGCAGAAGCCGGGAGAGAAGUGAGAGUGCCGUCGCUGGCGUGAGGAGUACUAAGGUUGUUAUUGAGAAACUUACAAAAAAUGUUACUGAAGAUCAUCUUCGUGAAAUAUUUGGUAGUUAUGGUGAGAUUAAAGAUUUAGAUGUACCCAUGAACAGAAGUUUCAAUACCAAUCGCGGUACCGCUUAUAUCCUUUACGUUUCCGCAGAAUCUGCCGAAUCCGCCAUAGCACAUAUGCAUGAAUCACAGCUCGAUGGCGCCAUUAUAAAUGUAUCAAUUGUUUUACCCCGCCGCAAGUUUAGCCCACAACCACCCAUGGCUCGUCGUGGAGUAAAUAUUGAUCCAAGAAUUCCGCUUGGCAGUGGUAGGAGUUCUCGUGGUGGUUUCGAUUCUAGAGGUAGUGGAGGUGGAACGGGAGGAGGAAGACUGGUGGAUAGGGAUAGAGGUGGUGAUACUUAUAGACCUGGCGAAAGAACUCGUGAGAGAUCCAGAAGCCCCCGGAGACACAGAACGAGAAGUCGAAGUUUGAGUAGUCGAUCACUAUCGAGAUCACCGUUACCGAGGAGAGAUAGAGUAAGAGACAGGCGAGAUAGUUUUGGAGGUCGCGGAGGCAGGGGUGGAAGAGAUAGGGAUGGAAGUAGAGAUGGUAGAAGGAGGAGAAGUCCUAGUUAUAGUAGCUAUAGUAGCUAUGAUGACAGGAGUCGAAGUAGAAGUCGGGGUCGUGGUGGAGGUGGUGGCGGAAGGGGAAGACGUUAA
Molecule: messenger RNA, 1017 nt
Organism: Sclerotinia sclerotiorum 1980 UF-70
Lineage: Eukaryota; Fungi; Ascomycota; Leotiomycetes; Helotiales; Sclerotiniaceae
Exons: 3
Coding region: 1-1017 (338 amino acids)
Biological process (GO): mRNA splicing, via spliceosome
Cellular component (GO): ASAP complex; cytoplasm; nucleoplasm
Molecular function (GO): RNA binding
Source: RefSeq, a predicted model, not a curated record